Aspergillus ochraceoroseus IBT 24754 is the source of this 810-nucleotide messenger RNA. Its product is annotated as adenine phosphoribosyltransferase APT1. The transcript is spliced from 2 exons. Lineage: Eukaryota; Fungi; Ascomycota; Eurotiomycetes; Eurotiales; Aspergillaceae. Gene Ontology annotation, biological process: AMP salvage; adenine salvage. Gene Ontology annotation, molecular function: adenine phosphoribosyltransferase activity; AMP binding; adenine binding. The coding region runs from base 116 to 772 and encodes 218 amino acids. The record is from RefSeq and is a predicted model, not a curated record. Gene Ontology annotation, cellular component: cytoplasm.
GCUUAUCACGUCUUGAUUCAACUAUUUUUACCUUGUCACAUCUCCCUUAACCCCCUCACCUCCGUGUUUCUCUCUUCUCUUCUCUUCUCUUCUUCUUCUCCUUCUUUCUUUCACCAUGUCCCAAGCAACUUCUAACCCUCCUCCCUCUCAACCCCCCCAUGCCUCCACUACCACCCAAGUCGCCGGACACUCCCCCUCCUCUGCCUCCCGCGCCGCCGAACUCGCCAGUCUUAAGGUAAAACUGCGCGCUGCUCUGCGUCAGUUCCCUGACUUCCCGUCCCCUGGCAUCCUAUUCGAAGACAUCCUUCCUAUUUUUGCCGACCCCGUCCUGCACGAAGCCCUCCUCCGCUGCUUGGAGCUCCACGUCCUCGAAAUCCACGCUAAUGAAAAGCCCGAUGUUAUCGUCGGCUUGGAGGCCCGAGGCUUUCUUAUCGGCCCUAGCCUCGCUCUGAGACUCGGUGCCAGCUUCGUGCCUUGCCGCAAGAAGGGCAAGCUGCCUGGACCAUGUGAAACUCAGGGUUAUGACAAGGAGUAUGGCCAGGAUUUCUUCCAGAUGCAGUCUGAUUCGAUCAAACCUGGCCAGAAGGUGAUUGUCGUGGACGACAUUAUUGCAACUGGCGGCUCUGCAUUUGCAGCUGGAGAACUCAUCAGGAAAAUGGGCGGUUCUUUGAUGGGCUUCAUUUUCAUGCUCGAACUCGAGUUCCUCCACGGACGCGACAAGCUCCCUGCUCCUGUCUACACCCUUCUCUCUGGCCAGGAGACUAAAUCUUAAUGACCAUGAUCUUGCCUUUUUUUUUUUUUUUCUUCUUU